Messenger RNA from Synchiropus splendidus (mandarinfish), 1697 nucleotides. RefSeq lists its product as uncharacterized. The record is from RefSeq and is a predicted model, not a curated record. Gene Ontology annotation, biological process: cell surface receptor signaling pathway. The transcript is spliced from 2 exons. Lineage: Eukaryota; Metazoa; Chordata; Actinopteri; Syngnathiformes; Callionymidae. The coding region runs from base 254 to 1114 and encodes 286 amino acids.
GUGUUUUUUACCAUGUACACAAACUUUAUAGACACCCUUUAGAACUCUAGUAGCGGAGUUAAACUCCACCCACAUUCUGACGGAACCUGGUCACAUCAGGAAGUGUGGCCUGUGAAACCAGUUUAUAAUGUGACCAAACAUUUUGAAGGCAGGCAUGCAGACAACACAAGGCGAAAGAAAACAAGAUAUUUAGCCCCAAGUGAAUGUGAAACAAACACGUUCAAGAACCGUUUUCCUUUUCCUCUAGAACAACAUGGAGGAAGCAUCUCUUUUGGAGGCCAUCACCACUUUCUGCUGGACAGUCAACCAGACUGCCAUGAGAGCGCAGAGCAACAAGGAGCGCUGCCAGUCUUUGGGCCAGAGGGUCAGGUCCCUUGAGGCAGUGGUCCUCGCCAUGAAAGAACAAGGCCAUUGUCACAUGACGUCUGUGGUGAUACACUAUCUGAACGAGCUCCUUGACGCGCUGACUGCUGCGGAAUACCUCAUGCGGAAGUAUUCUAAAAGCAACGUAUUGAUGGACUUCCUGAAAUCCUCCUCCAACGAAGAGAAGUUCCGCAAAAUUGAUCAGAAGAUGAGGACCAACUUAGAACUUCUUUGUGCCGCCAUGCAUUUGGAACUGGGGGACACGAACCACAUUUACAGGACAAUAGAUGAAGGGACUCACGCCAGCGGGACUGCAGCCCAACCAUCAUCCACUGCCGCCUCCUCGGCCCUCCACAGAAUUCCUGCCAGGACUGUGGCCACUCCUUUCACCCGUCCUCCCGCAGCCAUUCCCCUCACCACUCCUCCUCCCGCAGCUAUUCCCCUCACCACUCCUCCUCCUGCAGCAAUUCCCAUCUACAGUCCAGUCCCCCAGUUCAUGCCAAUGCCAACAGUGGUGCACCCAAUGAUGCCGAUGGUUUCGCCCGGAACUGUCUCGUACAUCUCCUCUGGUAACCCCUUACUCGCCCCAGCAUCAAGCGCCUCCAUCUAUGUCCCCUCUGCUCACAAUUAUUUUGGUCCCACCGUUACCCCCCUGCAGAUCCCGUGCACAGGUGUUACCCAAACAUGGACUGUGCCGCUUUCACCCCAAAAUACUGUGGUUACAACUCCCAUCAACUAUGUAUUUCGCUGAAACAACAGAACACCUGUAUCAUAUAGACAGGUCCACGUUCAAUACUUAGGCUAAUGGUUUCAAUGUUGUUAUAUGUACGAUCUGUAAGUGUCUAGAAAAAUGGGUCGUAAAUGGGAUGCCGGUCUAGUGAUCUGAUUUUGCUGGGGUUGUGAUGAUUCAUUCAGUUGCACUGCGGCACAAUUGGUCAUGUGACCAACUCCGGUAAAAAUGUCUGGAAAACUAGACUUUGUGAAUAUAUACAAAUAAAUCAAUGAAAUAAAUCAACAGUCUCGCGUGUCAAAAUGUAGAUGAGCAAUGUUGAAAAUGUUCUCAGUCAUCCGAUAAUGGGCGGAAGAUUCAAGAAUUACGCGAACAGAACAAUAAUAAAUGGGGAGAAUGGAAGGAAAUGAGCGUCAAUGCAGAGUUAUACUCCACCCAGUGCCUUUCUAGUCAUUGAUUUGUCCUUGGCGGAGUUUGCAGUCCUGACUUCUGCAGAAUUGAAGGAAAGGUUUCACUAGAGCUGCACCAUGAACCAACCUCAAUAAUAAUCUCGGACAACCUUGAUCAGCCAUCGCCUCUUUCUCGAUUAGGUGUUUGUUUUGUA